This is a messenger RNA of Gryllus bimaculatus (two-spotted cricket), 279 nucleotides long. Lineage: Eukaryota; Metazoa; Arthropoda; Insecta; Orthoptera; Gryllidae. The record is from the annotation of a GenBank genome assembly.
GCCUGUUGCCCCAACCCGCAGAUCCCCAACCGUCACCCGUACCGCAACGUGCCCGCCUACGUGGACCUGGCGAGCUUCCUCUACCCGGACUACUUCUGGACCCUCGUCGACCACUUCCUGCAGAACCAAGAGUGGCCGAGAUGGGCGACUCUGGAGCCGUCCUUCCAGAAAGUGUGCGCGCAGUUCAACAUCGACGGCUCCACCACCUUGCAUAUGGUCGGGUUCGCACCGCUCUGGGUGAACCUGCUGAGGCAGACGGAUGAGGUUAUGUUUAGGACU